AUGGACGGCUCUUAUGAUUCUCAAGAGUCUGCUCAGGAAUCUAAAGGCAGCGAUUCCGACCGCUCUAAUUUAAACUCACUACCUGACAAUUUUACAGGUUCGAUAACAGAUAAAUCCGAUCAAAUAUCUAAUGCGGGACAGUUAAAUUCAGAAAAUGUUUUAGAAGACACCGUUAAGUCAGAGCUUGAACAUUCGGUCUCUCGACCUAAUGUUGAAGCAAGCAACAAGUUAAAUCUAAUAGAUUCUCAGCAGGAAACACCCCAACCCAAGGACAAUGAAGUUACAGAUAUAAACUUAACAACAGCGCAACAAGUAAUGUCACAUGUUUUUACAGAAACGCGAAAUGCUACAGAAGAACAUUAUUCAGAUGAAUCCGAACAAUUUGAAGAUGAUGAACAUUUAGGUUCUUCAGAAAAUCGGUAUGAGCAAGACCAGUUGUUCUUUGUGCAACAUCCGGAUGACGGAGAAGAUAGCGAUUACAUGGUAAAGUCCAUAAAUACCAAUUCAGGGUCCGAAAAUUCAUUGAACAUGGGUGAUGAUUCCGGUGUGACAAUAAUUACAGCCGAAGAUAUUUACACGCCACCGUCGCCCUCGCAAAAUUCAGAAGUCAGCAUGGAGUCGUUACCUACUGGUGAUGUGUCGGAUUCUUAUGUGCUUGCAAAUAUUUCUCCUACCAAUUCGUUUCACGAAGGAAUAGAAGCUGAAGGAUCUACGCUAUAUUCAUCUGGUGACUCUCAGUCACAAAUUCUCGCGCCCCUGAGUAUUAGUCACGAUGGAUACGAAGAUGAUGAAGGUAGAACUUAUUUAACUCCUAUACUAUCACGUUCUGAUGCUAUGGAUGUACCUAUGAGUCCUACAAUUUCUUCAAUUUAUGCACAUUCAGAACACUCGGAAAGAAUACCGUCAUUGUUAAAUUCUAACAUAGUGAGCAUACCCGAUAUCUUCCUCAGGCAUCCACAGAUUAACAACAGCAGGGGUGAUAUUGACUUUCAACAGGACUUUAGCAUAUUGACCAUUAUACACCAACAGAUGUUGAUUCCAUUUAUUCAUGGAUUCAGUUGGGCAUUUGGUAUACACCUCUAUCGAUAUUUUAGACAUGGAUUUUCCCUCAGAGAACUAUGGCGAUCUUCAUUUGCAGGAAUCACAGGAAGGAGCAAUAACAUUCAAAAUAGAAAAUGA
Molecule: messenger RNA, 1179 nt
Organism: Acaulospora morrowiae
Lineage: Eukaryota; Fungi; Glomeromycota; Glomeromycetes; Diversisporales; Acaulosporaceae
Source: the annotation of a GenBank genome assembly